Messenger RNA from Phycomyces blakesleeanus NRRL 1555(-), 2628 nucleotides. RefSeq lists its product as hypothetical. The coding region runs from base 1 to 2628 and encodes 875 amino acids. Lineage: Eukaryota; Fungi; Mucoromycota; Mucoromycetes; Mucorales; Phycomycetaceae. The transcript is spliced from 12 exons. Gene Ontology annotation, biological process: intracellular calcium ion homeostasis; monoatomic cation transport; transmembrane transport. Gene Ontology annotation, molecular function: monoatomic cation transmembrane transporter activity. Gene Ontology annotation, cellular component: membrane. The record is from RefSeq and is a predicted model, not a curated record.
AUGCUAAAGACGUAUGCCCUUCUAAUAAUCAUUCUUUCACUAGUUAUUCUAGUUAAUAGUCAAGAAAUAGAUUUAGAAGCCCACAAUCAUCGCCAGAAAGCUUGCAUCGACAUUGAGUCUCAUGUCAAUCAAUGUAGUUUUGUAAAAGACGCGUGCAAGGGAUUAAGUGGAUUCUAUCUGAGAUUUUACUACUGUACAUCGGUCUGGAGACCAUUAGUGUUGAUCACCUUGUUCUCUGGCUUACUACUCCUCUUUGGAGCUGUUAGUGUGGCCUCUGCUGAUUUUUUUUGUCCAAAUCUGCAGUCGAUUUCCGCCAAACUGCAGCUGUCGGAGAGCUUGGCUGGUGUAACUAUCCUAGCGUUCGGUAACGGAAGCUCUGAUUUGUUCAGUACGUUCAGCGCAAUGAACUCCGGUUCAGGGUCACUGGCUAUCGGUGAGCUUAUUGGCGCCGCAUUCUUCAUUGUGGCAGUGGUGUCAGGAUCAGUGGGUAUUAUAAGACCCUUCAAGUCAAAACGUAUUACCUUUAUGCGAGAUGCUCCAUUUCUGGCCGGCGCAACACUUAUACUUGGCUGGGUAGUUUAUAUAGAGAGGAUAGAAUGGUAUCAUGGUCUGGCCCUUAUAUUAUAUUAUGUUACAUAUGUGCUUGUUGUCUUUCUCAGCACCUACCAUUCAUCUGCAACAGCUACUUUAAAAAACCCCUCCGAAGAUAGUCCAUUGCUUAAUACCAAUAAUGAAGAGCCAAAGAUUUUUCAAAACAGGCGUACAAAGCGAAAGCAUAAACCACCUCGCCUGCACAUACCAGACCACGGAUUUCUGGUCACCUGUAACACAUCAGAUCACGACCCACCCCUGGGCUCGAUUAUCAAGCCAAUCUCUCCACUCCCUUUUGAUCAACCUGAGGCUUCUUAUAUACCACUACCUAUUUCAAGGGCAGCUAGUAAUAGUGGAUCUUUCUCUAGCCAAUCAUCGUCACGAGCAAUGGCACCUCGUGUUGGUAUUCGUUCCUCAUUAUUCAACGCUAUUGAGUUUCAUGAACAAAUUGCAUCUUUAAGACGUGUGAGCAGUAUAAAUACAAUCAAUUUAUUUAAUUCUCCAGAAGGUUCACUCAGGUCAUCAUCGCCACAACGAUCGCCACGAGUGCCUGAAUGGCGUAUAUCCGUGGAUAUGAGCCCCUCUAGAAACAUAUCAGCACCAGAUUCCUGUCUAAAUAUGCCCGAUGUUCAUUUACCACAUCAUAAUGACUAUUUCAGUUAUAUCUCCCAGAAUCUAGCUCCUGCACAGCCUACUAGUAGGGAUUACGAUAAAGAGACUAGACUCAAUGAAGAUAUGAGCAUACCCACACAAUGUGUACCAGAAAUUCGUCUUGAUCCUCCACAACCCCUGGAAAGCGAAAGAUCUUUGCACCACCAAUACAUCGACAUCUACAAAAGAUCAACGCAUGGACUUAGUCUACCAAGUCCAUUCGCAAGUAUAUCGCCUACUCUAGGUACUAUGCCAUCACCAAAUUCAUCAGAGAAUGAAUGGCCCUCUAUUCCAAUUCAUGUAAAAGUUGUCAAUGUAUCAUCUUCAGAUCAAAUAAGUUCCUGUAAGAAAGUUCGGGAGGAGUAUUUUAAUUAUGCCCUGGCCUCUGAAUCCGUCAUAUCUGCCUGUCAAAGUGUUCAGAAAACACUAUUCCCUACCCUACAAUUUUGGGAAAGUAAAACUCGAUUUGCAAAAAUCAGCUCCCUAGCUGCAGCACCCCUCGUACUAUUAUUCACAAUUACUCUUCCAGUAGUAGAGUAUGAUACAGCUCGAAACAAAGCCAGUACCCCUACCCUUUAUAGGUCUCCAUCUCCCGAGAUAAACAUCAACAAAAAAACGUAUCUUUCCGUCAAUAAUUUCGGUCCUAGUUACGUUGACAGAGUCCAAGAACCUGAACCUGAAUUACAACAAAUUCCAUGGUGCCGAUGGCUACUAGCACUUCAAGCCAUUACAUCAACUACAUUUAUCACAGCUAUUAUGGCAGGAAAUGGAUGGGUUACAUACCCUCACAUUAUGUGGGGAACAGUCUUAGGGUGUAUUUUAUCUAUAAUUGUGCUCGUUAAUACAAACCCUAGCCAACCUCCAUCAUGGAAUUGGCUGCUAUCUAUUCCCGGAUUCAUUGUUGCUCUACACUGGGUUUUUCUUUUAGUAAACGAGAUGGUUAGCAUGCUACAGGCUCUUGGAAUAAUUUUUCACAUCAGCGAUGCUAUUAUGGGGUUGACUAUAUUUGCUCUACUUAGACUAACCCGGGAAUAUAUCAAGGGAAAUAGCAUGGGAGAUCUUGUUGCCAAUACAGCUAUUGCUGAGAUGGGAUUUCCAACCAUGGCUAUAUCUGCCUGUUAUGCAGGUCCUUUACUAAACACAGUUCUGGGAGUCGGCAUUUCUUCUACUUAUCAGAUCUUGAAAAGCGGAAAAGCUUACCCGCUAGACAUUUCACCUACCAUCUUAAUAUCUGCCGGUGGUUUGGUGGUAGUUUUAUUGAGUACUAUAAUAGUAACAAGUUUCAAUGGCUGUCGUGUAACAAGAGGACUCGGCUGGUGGAUGAUAUCUGUCUAUUGUGCUUGCUGUUUUACCAACGUCUUGAUUGAAUUCCGUGUGAUUGGAUAA